UUUUUUUAAUCCUGGAUUUCGUCGAUCGCAAAACAUCCGAUUUGUUAGGGGAUAUUUAUUACUGGCGCGAAAAAGUUCGGAAUUCGAGAGGCGUUGGCCACACUAACACGCUCCGGUGUGCGCUUGGAUAUUUUGUUUUUUAUAGCGCCGGCUUUUAAUCCAAAACAUGGAUCUGGUGGAGCUUCUGCAGCAGGCCCAGCGCCUGGCGAACGAUACAAAAAUGGAAAUGGAAAUGGGUGUGGAGCGGACCAUGUCGCAGGUGCUGCAGGCCACCCAAGAACUCCACUCGCGUGUAACCCAAACGGGCACCAACGACCUGCAGGCCCACAUACUGCUCGGCUCCAAGGGCGUGGACCUGCCAAAGCUGACCCAGAAGCUGGAGACGCUGAGCGCCCGCCAAUCCUUCGAGCCACUCGAUCCCGUCACGGAUACCGAUGUCCAGGGCUAUCUGAAGAACGAGCGCGAGAACGCCAUUCUGUCCGUCAUCGACGAAACGAACCGAAGUAUUUUCGAGUCCGUGGAACGGCAGAAGUGGCGCUGCAUCUACGCCGAGUGGGGCGAGGAAAAGGAGUCGCUGCUGAACGCUCUGGUGGGUCCUGGCCAGCAGGACUUUCCCGACGUGCAGCGCCACAUGGUGCCCACGGCAAUGGCCGACGAACCCACUCCGUACUCCCGCAUGAAUGUCAUCCAGCAGCUGUACGCUAAACAGAUCACCGCCUAUAACGAGUCGGUCAUCAAUGGCAGCCAGCGGAACAACUUGGUGUCGACCUUUGCCCAUUUGUCCCACGAUUCCUUCGACGAUUCGCUCGUGACCGAAAUGUGGAACGUGCUGGAGUUCAUGACCGCUGUGACGCCGCUGUCGCGCAACAUCGAUCCCAUCAAGAGCCGCCAAACGGCGCCGCAAUUCAUACAGCAGGCGCGCACCUACUUAGAGCGCAGAUAUAAGACUUAUAUGAACAAGGUUAUCGAGCAGAACCUGGUUCUGGCCCGACGCGGUGGAAUUCCCAAUGUCUACAACGUGGUGGGCUCCUACGUGGGCGUAACUUUCCAGCAGCCGCAAUCCCUCUACGGACUGCACGACGUGAGCAAUGGCCGGCCGUUGUGGCCCCUGAUUUACUAUAGCCUGCGGAGCGGCGAUCUGGGAGCGGCUGUGCAGUACCUCAAGGAAUCGGGGGUCUGCCCCGAUCUCCUCAAGCUGAUGACGCUGCAGAAGAUGGGCGACACGGAUACCUCAACGGCAAAGAUCGAAGGUCAGCUGAAGCUGGAGUAUAACAACAAGCUCCACGUCUGCACAGAUCCCUACAAAAAGGCGGUUUACGUUAUCGUGCUGGCUUGCGAUCCGCACGAUUCGCACGCGGAGCUGAUGCGCAGCAUCGACGACUUCCUGUGGAUGCAACUGUCCAUUCUGCGCGGCCAGGAGAAGCGCGACUACAACAUCGAGCAGCUUACCUACGCCGGCCUGCAGUCGCUGAUCCUGGACAAGUACGGCGAGAACUACUUUAAUGCUCGCGAAAAGACGCCGCUCUACUUCCAGGUCCUGGCCCUGACCGGUCAGUUUGAGGCCGCCAUCGAAUUUCUGGCCCGCACUGAGACGAAUCGGCCGCACGCCGUCCACAUGGCUAUUGCCCUAAAUGAGCUGUCCAUGUUAGGAGCACCCAGUUCAGUGAAGCAGCCGCUCCUGAGCUCCGAGCCCGACGACCCAUCGCCAAUGAAGCGUCUAAAUCUGGUGAGGCUGAUCGUCAUGUACGCCAAGUGCUUCGAGCAGUCGGACACUGAGCAGGCGCUGCAGUACUACUACCUGCUGCGCCACUUCAAGUCCGAGGAUGGCAGCAACGCGAUGCUCAGCUGUGUCUGCGAUCUGCUCGUGGAGAACUGCGACGACCGCAUGCUAGAACUGAUCUUCGGAGUCGAGGAUGAGUUCAACUCCUUCCGCUUCACAGGCGGCAUCUUCGCCGAGUUCCACACAAUGGACUACGACAAGUACUCGCUUGCUGGGAUGGUGGGCGAUGAGCUGUCGAAACGCAGCAACUACGAGUCGGCCAUCAAGCUCUACUUCAUCGCCGGCCAGCUGGACAAGGCGCUGCGCCUGGUGUGCUCUUUGCUGUCUCAGGUGGUCCACCAGCAAUCGCGACCGGGAAGCAUGCGGGAGCGGCUGUGCGGCGUUACCAAAAGACUGGACGCAGCGCUGGCCGAGCGCAAAACGGAUGUGGAGGCCCAUGUGAUUGUCACCUAUACGGUGUUGUCACAGGUAAUGGAGUUCUUCGAUUUUCACCACGCGGGCGAAUCGCGUUUGGCCUCGGAAAUACUAGCCAACAAUAGGCUGAUACCCGCCAACUCCUACGAAGUGGACGAGUGUGUGACGAACCUAAAGCGCAUGGGCCCGGAAAUCAUUAAGGUGUUGCCUGACAUCCUGCUGGCCGCCAUGGAUAUUGUCUACGGGGAGUAUGUGAGCCAGAGGGGCACCAGCGGGUCAGGUUCAGUCUUCGGCGACGAGACUAAGAGCGAAAACAAGGAGGCCGUUCUGCGGCAGUUAAGGGCCAGAGCCAAGGCACUGACCAACAUGGCGGCCAGUGUUCCGUACCGAAUGCCAUCGACCACCAACCAGCGGCUCGUCCAGCUGGAGAUCCUUAUGCACUAGCACCAGCCGCAUUGAGUCCCUCAAUUAGCUAUCGUUUCGCUUAAAUCCAUUUGUUUAGCUUGUUUAAGAUUAUAUUGAACACUUUUUAAAUAAGCUGAUUGGGAUAUUUUCUUAUUGUUGAGUUUAAAAACACUAAGCCGUUAAAUACAAAUGUCUAAUGAGGUGCCAGCAAAAUAUCUGGCUUUAUUAAAUAUACUUUAAAGCACUCCAAAACUAA
This is a messenger RNA of Drosophila rhopaloa, 2855 nucleotides long. RefSeq names its product nuclear pore complex protein Nup93-1. Gene Ontology annotation, cellular component: nuclear pore. Bases 167 to 2638 code for a protein of 823 amino acids. The record is from RefSeq and is a predicted model, not a curated record. Gene Ontology annotation, molecular function: structural constituent of nuclear pore. The transcript has 5 exons. Gene Ontology annotation, biological process: poly(A)+ mRNA export from nucleus; protein import into nucleus. NCBI's taxonomy places the organism in Eukaryota, Metazoa, Arthropoda, Insecta, Diptera, Drosophilidae.